GUCUAGUCUGCCGCGAACGAUGCGCCGGGUGGUCGUGUCGCACGUCGCGCCCGUUACCGCUCUUAACUUCGAAAUUGUUUUACGAAAGUAUGUAAAGGUUUCAAAUAAAAACUUGUGCAGGACUAUUGCGACGAUCGUGCCGUCUACUGUAUAAGUAACUUAGAACGACCUAAAUAAGUAGUUUUAAGUUAUUGAAACUUAAUAGGCUUACUCGUUUUACCUGCAUGCUUCGUCCCACGACUCGUGCGAAGCGGUUACCUUUAUUGGAUAAACGAACAUUUUUCAAAUGGAUGUGCGUUUGAAUUCUGUGAUAGUGUGCGUGUUAUGUGUAAAUAAAGGACUUCGUGAGUGCGUGCUUAAAGUCUGUGGCCAGUUUUUUACUCUAGUGACGUGCUUAAAAUUGUAAUAAAGUUAGGAAAAUGCCUUUACGCGGGGGAGAGAGGGGCUUGCUCGUCGCGCUGUUGGUGUCGGUAGCGGUGGCGUCGGCGCAGUAUACGAAAGUCAGAGAUCAUCCAUCACAUCACGUGACGAGGUUACGACACUCCAGACAUCUGGAUGGGUACCUGCCAUUACACACGUCGGCCUUUAUUCCGGCGACAUCACCCAAGCUUGCUGUGAAGGACAACCACAAGCCCUUGUUUACUGAAUGUUUAAACUACAAACCUACAUUGAAGGAAGAACAACCUCCUGGGACGUAUGUUUUUACCGUCCAUGCAGAUGAUCGAGAUCCCCCAGAUAUGGGUGGCACAGUGACAUACAAAUUCGUCUCGACACCAGGAGAAAAGGAAAGAUUCCAUGUCAACCCCAAAACUGGAGAAAUCACCACUGCAGAUAUAUUUGAUCAUGACGAGCCGUCCCGUGAGAAAGAAGCCUACAUUACAGUUCGAGCCAGCGACAAUGGACAUCCUCAGCUCGAUGAUGCUUGUACCAUUAAAAUCCUCAUCGAAGACAUCAAUGAUAACCAGCCAGUCUUCGACAAAGUCUCGUACUCGGAAUCAGUACCACAAGAUUUGCCAAGCGGCCGUGAGGUGAUGAGGAUAUCGGCUACGGACAUUGAUGAUGGAAAUAAUUCCAUAGUGCAAUACGAUUUAGACUCAAAUUCCCCGGAUCAGGCGUAUUUCUAUAUCGACCAUGAUAACGGUGUUAUAUUCCUGAACAAAACGAUCGAUAAACCACCCGGCUAUAAAUUCAAAUUGAGCGCCAUAGUAAAGGACAUGGGAGCUGAACCCCAACAAAGUUCGAUCACUUUAGACAUCCAAGUCGUGGAAUCGAACAAGAAAAGCCCGUCUUUCAUAGAAGUUCCUGAUGAGCCGAUAAGAUUAAAAGAAAAUUACGCAGACUUCAAUACUCCCAUAGCCACAGUGAGGGCGGUAUCAAAUAUCCCGGAAGAGAAGAAACUUCAGUUUGAGCUGGUGAUGGGUCAAACAGAACAGACAAACAAAUGGCAUACAUUCGUGCUGGAACCCGAAGCUGACUCAGCAUAUAUAAAGCUUGGUAAUCAUUUGGAUUACGAGAAAAUAACAGACUACACGUUGACUGUAAGAAUACAGAACAAUUACAAGCUAGCCGCUGAAACAAUUAUCCAAAUAGAAGUGGAAGACGUGAACGACAAUAUUCCCAUAUUCAGUGAGAUACGAUCCGGGAGCGUUCUAGAAAACGAACCGCCGGGAACACCAGUGAUGCAAGUCAGAGCUUUCGACGCUGACGGUACUUCAGCUAACAACCAAGUCACGUACGAACUGGGAGAUCCCUCUGACCCGUUCGCGAUAGACAGCAUCACUGGCAACAUAACAACCCUAAAGAUGUUCGACAGAGAAGAGAGGAGUUUCUAUAACAUCAAAAUAAUCGCGACCGACAAUUCCGAGUCGGCGCUCAUACCCGGUAAACACAACGCUGGUCAACAAGUGUUCCUUAUAGAGAUAGCUGAUAAAAACGAUAAUCCACCCCAUUUCACACAAGACACGUAUGUCGCGGAGUCCAUAGCUGAGAACGCUAACAUUAAUGAACUGGUCACGCAAGUUACUGCUUUGGAUAUUGAUACGGCAUCCGUGGUAACAUACAGCAUAGUAGCUGGUAAUACGUACGACGCGUUUGUAAUACGUAAUUUUACGGGUGAAAUUCGUGUUAACAACGAGCUUGAUUACGAAAACAUUACCAGUUAUAGUUUGGAUGUGAGGGCAUUUGAUGGUCUGUACGAAGAUUACGCUAAAGUGCUGAUCAAAAUCGAGAAUUUAAAUGAUAAUCCGCCAGUUUUCUUGGCCAACUACACUAGGACAAUAGAGGAAGAGAAAUUGUAUGAAGGCUGCAUAGUUAAGGUUGAAGCAUAUGACCCCGACCUGGAUAGGAACGAGCCCCAAAACAUAGUCUACUCUUUGGUCAAGCACGAGCAAAAGGAGUUCCUUCAGAUUGACAAUGACGGGUGUCUCCGACUCACCAAGCCCCUAGAUAGAGACCAACCCUCUGGCUUCACGAGAUGGCAGAUACUCAUCAUGGCCGCUGACCAUGGAGGCAGAUUAGGGUCAGAUAGCUUGAGGUCCACUACUGAAGUUAUUUUGGAGCUGACGGAUAUCAAUGAUAAUGCGCCGUUUUUGACUAAUACACAGCCAGUGAUAUGGUACGAGAAUGAACCCCCCGGGCAAGUGGUGAUCCUCACAGCGAAGGACUACGACUCAGCAGAAAAUGGGCCCCCUUUCACCUUCGCACUUAAUGAAUCCGCCAGCUUCGAUAUACGUUCUAAGUUUCAUAUACAAGGCAACAUUCUUUCAACGCUAGUGUCCUUCGACAGAGAGCAGCGUAAAGAAUACAAAAUCCCCGUCGCAAUAACAGAUUCUGGUACACCAAGACUGACCGGAGUGUCCAUUCUUCAUGUCGUGAUAGGAGAUAGGAAUGACAACCCUAUGUCCUCUGGGGAAAGCAGCAUUUUCGUUUACAACUAUAAGGGUGAAGCACCAGAUACAGAAAUUGGAAGAGUCUUCGUGAACGAUCCGGACGAUUGGGACUUACCAGAUAAACGAUUCAUGUGGUUGCCAUCCUAUGAACAAAGAAGUCCCUAUUUCGAUGUUCAUAGCAACACUGGCAUGAUCACAAUGAAGGAGGGAACGCCUAAUGGGACAUAUUUGCUGCAUUUUAACGUGACAGAAGAGAACGAGCCCCUCGUACCAUUCCAUUGGGUGGAGGCAACCGUGAGUGUGACCAUCAAGGAGAUUCCAGAAGAAGCUGUAGACAAAUCUGGCUCUAUCCGCUUCAUCAAUAUAACAGCUGAAGAAUUUAUUGUGCCUGAGGCUGAUGGUUUAAGCAAGAAGGAGAAGCUGCAUCGCCGCCUCGCGCAACUAUUCAACAAAUCCAUGGACAACGUGGACGUUUUCACGGUUUUCAGUAAACUGACAGUGAAGGACGAAUUCCUGGACGUACGGUUUUCGGCGCACGGCUCCCCGUACUUUGAACCUGAGAAAUUGGACAGCAUGGUCAUUGGGAUACAGGAAAAGUUGGAAGAAGAGCUCGGAGCGAAAAUCUACAUGGUCAGAAUAGACGAAUGCCUCAUAGAGAAGGAGCAGUGCGAAGACUCCUGCCGGAACGUCCUGAUGAAGAAUAACGUUCCUCUCUCCGUGUACACGAACACCACCAGCUUCGUUGGUGUGAGCGCGAGAGUGGAGUCCGAGUGCACUUGUGAUGUGGAGGAACCGCUCAUUUGUCUGAAUGGAGGUACCCCAUUCGCGGACAAAUGCGAAUGCCCGGAAGGCUGGAAUGGACCACACUGCGAACAGACCUCCAUCGCGUUCCACGGGAACGGCUGGGCCAUGUACCCCCCGCCCCCCGCUUGCCAGGAGGGGCACGUCACCCUCACUGUGACGUCACAUUCCAGUAACAGCUUGAUCUUCUACUUGGGGCCGCUCAGAUACAACCCCCUGCUUGAUGUCCAAGAUUUCAUGUCUUUAGAAUUGGUUGAUGGUUACCCCGUGCUGCUGAUCAACUAUGGGUCAGGUACAACGAAGCUGAACAAUAGUGUGGUCUAUGUUGCUGAUGGGAAACCGCAUCUCAUAGAAAUCGAUCUGAUGAAGAGUUCGAUAGAAAUGUUCGUGGAUAGAUGCAAAUUGUCUACUUGUAUGAGUCUGGGCGCACCCACCGGGCCCAGGGAGAUUUUAAAUGUGAACGCACCGCUACAACUGGGUGGUGUCAGUGUGGACCUGGAAGAUCUGGCUCAUUCGUUUGGCUGGAAGCAUGUCCCCACCAGCCAGCACUUCAUGGGCUGCAUCAGCAACUUUACGUACAACGAUUAUAUGUACAACUUGGGCAAGCCAUCCGUGGAGCAGAACGCGGACCCGGGCUGUCAGAAGAGCGUCUUCACGGCUGUCACAUUUGGUAUCGACACCAACUUCCUGGUCGCUAUACUUGUGUGCAUCGCCAUAUUAGUCAUACUCCUCCUAGCGGUGGUAGUCCACAGGCGGCGAGCAGACGCGUGGGCGGAGAAGGAACUCGACGACAUCAGAGAGAACAUCAUCGCCUAUGAAGAUGAAGGUGGUGGUGAAGGUGAUGCGGGUUACGACCUGCAUGUGCUGAGGCAGAUGUAUGACGGGCCUCCCCCGGAGACCGACGUCACGUUCAUGCAAGCGCCUGGUGUAGUAGGCGCCGCCCCAGAUAUAUCAGGGUUCCUAGACGACAAGAAGUCAGUGCUGGACCGCGAUCCGGACAUCACUCCGUACGACGACGUGCGACACUACGCGUACGAGGGCGACGGGAACACCAGCGGCUCGCUGUCCUCGCUCGCCAGCUGCACGGACGACGAAGACCUUAAAUUCAACUACCUAUCAACAUUUGGGCCUCGCUUCCGCAAGCUCGCCGACAUGUACGGCGACUCGGACGACGAGCGGCCGCACGAGGAGUCCUGGUGCUAGCACCACGCCUGGCUCGUGUAGCCGCACCGUGUCACCUUCCUGUAGUCACUUCGUGACACUUGGUGACAACUCGCGAGUCCUUGUGACACGUUGUGAGCCCUUGUGACAUUUAGUGACAUCGCGCGAGUCCCUGUGACAUGUUGUGAGCCUGUGACGCUGUGACUCGCACGUGACUGUACCGCGUUUGACCCGUGCCUAUGUGUCCCCACCGGAUGACGCCUGUGAUAUCGUCACAUGCUGUUCGCCGUUACGGUGGGCAGGUGGAAAAAUGUUGCAUAAAUCAAUGAACAUGCGGGUAGUUUUUUAUUUAGACGGAAAUGAUGUAUUUGUAAACAAGCUUACUGUACGUUAUAAGGAUAGUGCAAAUUCAUUAAAAUAUAACGUAGUGUAUUUUCAGCGUGUCUAUCCACACCCUUUGUCAGUCGCUUAUAAGAAAUUGCGGAUAAAUUUAUCGAAACGCCGGUUUCCUAGUGAGUAUAAUAUUUUGUUGGAAAGCGGCAUUUUAUGUGGCAUUUUUCGAAAGCAAAUGUUAAUAUGUUUUAAGAAAUGACUGAUUUGUAUCGUUGUUUAGGCAUCGUUGUAGAUACGCCUAAAUUAUUUCUUGUAUGUAAUUUUUAUAUAUAACAAAAUAAGGACAUUACUUCUAACUAUGCUAGCGUUAAGGAUACUGUAUGUACUGCAAUUUUUUGUAUGGUUGUAAAUUAUUCGGAAAAACGUAGUUUCUCGUAUAGUAUUAUGGUUUAGCAGCAUUUAUGACAGAUAGCAAUAUGGAUUAAUGAUUAAGUGCCAUUAUUUUCGAUAAAUAUGUAUUGUUUCCUAAAAUUUCCUAUCACUUUUGAUUCUUUUUAGAGAAAUUAUUGCCAAAAAUUGGUUAAAAUCCCGCCCAUUUCGUGGUUUCUUUUUUUAACUUUAGUUUUAAGUUUUUUUUUUUACUUUUUUAUGUUAAUGACUUUGUCAAGCGUUGUUUAUACAAUUGAUUUGUAACGAUAUCGUCCAAUUAUUGAUAUGGUGCAUUUGAAAUAAAAGUUUUAAAUUGAAAUUUUAGUUUCUUGUUAUGGAAACCUUCACGUCUAGUGUUCAUGUUUCGAGAGACACAAAAUUAUGAAACAACACAACAUAGAUUUAGUGAUCCGCAUUAGGGCUAAUUGUAAAUAUGUAUAUUGCAUUCUUGUUCUUACUUUAAGUAAUUUUUAUAUGACUAAUGUAAGGCGAUUGUACAAGGUGUCUUAUUAUUAUGCAUAUCAACGAAUUGUAUGAACUAACCGUAGUCUUAUAUCCCUACAUUAUAAACAUCUCUUGGUGUCUAUGAUAUCCAUUACCAUAAAAUAUACGUGAAAUGCGUUGUUAUUCAUUCUAACCUUUAAUACAAAUGAAUAAAACAUAUUUUCGCAUGUAUAAUUUUAUUAUUGCUUGCUGACGAAACUGCAAACAGUCGAAUAAUUUAGCGUAUUUAUUUAACCUACGUACGCCCUUUCAAAUCUGUACACGACGUUGGUACAGAAAAUACAGUUCUUUCGUGUAAUAGAAAAAUCAUCCAAGUCGAAGCAAACCUACUUCUCAUAGACUUUUCUCGCCGACUGUACUUACGCCUCUAAUUAAACAUUUGGGUCAUAGCUUUGCGCCAUUAAUCUUUUUGAUUUAUUAUGUCGACAAAGACUCGUAUGGGCUCUAACAGCCAUAAGUAUUAUUAAGCACUGAUUAACACGUCCAUAAGCUUCAUUUUUAAAUCUCAUCUAGAUUUUCACGUAUCAAACAUUUUCCAGUGACUGUUUUCAAUAUUUUUCUAGAAAAUGUUUUGUCCAUAUUUAUUGUGAUUAUUUUGUUCGCAAUUGGAUUUACGUUUUUCUUUUCGCAAAUUUGGCGCCUAAUUUGACAUUGACAGCUUGAAAUGUCAUAGACAUUAUUUUUACACUGUAGUAAAAACGAUCUCGUAUGUCAACUUACGUACCAUAAAUUAUUAUAUUUUAAUUACUAGUUCUUAGUAACUGCAGCAGCUAUUGGCAGCUUCUUUUGUAUUUUUUUAUUAGUAUCCAAUAUUUUGCGUACAAAUAGUUUAAGUAUCAAAUUUAAAAGCGAGAGCCGUUUGUAGUUUAAGUAAAUAUAAGUAUAAAGUGUUUCUAAUUUCUACAUUCCAUAAAGAGCAAAUUCAUUACUGUUGAUGUAUUUUACUAAUAUUAAUAUCGGAUCAAUUAUUCGUACUUAGAAGCCGAUGGUAUGUGUACAAUUACAUAAUCGUUAUUGUGAUGGAAACCACUGCCAUGAGAAUUUUUAGAAUAAAUUAUAAUACUUUAUGAUCUCUUAUAUCACUAAACCAUUUUUGAAAAAAUGUAGUAAGUAAUUAUGUAAUUAAUAAAUAACGGCCUCAAUCCUUUCUAUAAUUUUAAUCCAUAAUAUUUGUUGAUAAUUAAAAUUUAUGUUUUCUUAUAUAAUUUAAUCGUCCACUUUAGAGAAAAUAAUAAUGAGAUCAUAGAGUAUAAAUAACGUAAUGGUUUAAGUGAAGUACCUAAGUGUGUUUGUAUUUUAAGUCUAUGCGAUUGCGUGUUGAUGUAUUGUCUAUGAAACAUUUAUAAUAAGUAUAUUAUGCAGUAAUUUGUACAUAAUUAUUGCGAAUGUAGAUAGAAUAAAUUGUUUUUGGUUACACGGAUAUAUUUAUACUAGCUUUUUUUAGCAACAUUGCCUUAACUAGUUGUUGUCUUGGAUAAUAGUUUUUUUUAGAUUAUUUGUGUGAACUUCCAAGCAUUUGAAAGUCAUAAAUAUUCACUCGGUAAAUCUUGCUUUGUGCGGCGCGACGAGCCGAGAGGUCGAGAUGUUAGCGCGGCUCUUUGCGAGAUUGUUAUGAAAAUUAGACUUUUAAAAGUGGAUUCUUUGAAUUGGUUAGGUUUUUCAAGUGUUAUCUUUACUGAAAUUUAAUAAAAAUUAGAUUUUUGCGAUAAUUUUUAUUUGACUUAAAUAGACAUUUAUAGUUUAUUAUACUGCAUUAUCUAUGAUCACAAAUUAUUGUAGUUAGAACCUUUAUAAUCUGUGUAAUCAAAAGUAAAUGGAACAGAUGGGAUCGAAUGUGUGUAAAAGCAAGCCUGUAAAAGAAAGAAGUAUUUAAUGCGUAGGUUUAAACAGAAAGAUGAGUCCGACUGAAGAUUGUCAUAUUAACUAUAUAAAAUAGCGUAAGGACCUAUAAUUUUUAAAUUGUUUAUAUAGAAAUAAAAAUAUUCAAUUCAGCAUUGGAAUAAAGUGAUGAAAUUGAA
Molecule: messenger RNA, 8134 nt
Organism: Zerene cesonia (dogface butterfly)
Lineage: Eukaryota; Metazoa; Arthropoda; Insecta; Lepidoptera; Pieridae
Gene: shg
Product: DE-cadherin
Exons: 24
Coding region: 420-4892 (1490 amino acids)
Biological process (GO): homophilic cell-cell adhesion
Cellular component (GO): catenin complex; plasma membrane
Molecular function (GO): cadherin binding; calcium ion binding
Source: RefSeq, a predicted model, not a curated record